Messenger RNA from Mastomys coucha (southern multimammate mouse), 4776 nucleotides. RefSeq names its product PBX/knotted 1 homeobox 1 (gene Pknox1). Gene Ontology annotation, biological process: angiogenesis; regulation of transcription by RNA polymerase II. The record is from RefSeq and is a predicted model, not a curated record. The transcript is spliced from 13 exons. Lineage: Eukaryota; Metazoa; Chordata; Mammalia; Rodentia; Muridae. Gene Ontology annotation, molecular function: DNA-binding transcription factor activity, RNA polymerase II-specific; RNA polymerase II cis-regulatory region sequence-specific DNA binding. The coding region runs from base 593 to 1903 and encodes 436 amino acids.
CCGCCCCCGCGGUGAAUAUUGAUGCGGCGCGCGUCGGCGUCGCCCUCCUCCCAUUGAGCGAGGCUGUGUCGCGUGGCCCGGCGUCGGCGUGACGGUUGGACGCGGGCGCGGCACUGCGGGUCCCGAUUGCUGCAGCCGCUUGUCAGUGUGAUGAAGAUUGGCACCCAGGUGCUGGGUGUCAGAGUGGGACGUGUCUUGUGGAGGACUCAGCUCAUCUCCAUGUGUACCCUCUGUACCCUGAUGGUGACCAAGUGAUUCCAGCCGAGGCUCCUCUGCUCAGUUUCCGGGAAGGUAUCUUGAGACUCGUCUACAGCCUGAGAUGUCCUGCCUUGUUCCCCUCCCAAGCCAUGGAGCUCUUCUUAGCUGUUUGCUCGGGACCCACGGCUCUGUUCUUCCAGGUGCUCAGCUCCUGGGCCUGUGAAAAGCUCCGGUACCUGGGGACAGCCUCCGAAUGAUGCUGCUGAGAUGUGUCUAGGUCACGUUUGGUCAGCUGUGUGGCCUUGGUCCUGUUAUUCAGAUAUAAAGUGGGCAUCAUACACCGUUUGCUUCUCACUCAAGAUGAUCUGAUGUCUGAAGUGGACUCUCACCAACCAUGAUGGCUACACAGACGCUAAGUAUAGACAGCUAUCAAGAUGGACAGCAAAUGCAGGUGGUCACAGAGUUAAAAACAGAGCAAGAUCCCAACUGCUCUGACCCGGAUGCAGAAGGAGUGAGUCCUCCUCCCAUCGAGUCUCAGACCCCAAUGGAUGCCGACAAGCAAGCCAUUUAUAGGCACCCGCUAUUUCCCUUGCUAGCUUUGUUGUUUGAGAAGUGUGAGCAGUCCACGCAGGGCUCAGAAGGCACGACGUCUGCCAGCUUCGAUGUGGACAUUGAGAACUUUGUCAGGAAGCAAGAAAAGGACGGGAAGCCCUUCUUCUGUGAAGAUCCGGAGACUGACAACCUAAUGGUGAAAGCAAUCCAGGUCCUGCGUAUUCAUCUUCUUGAACUGGAGAAGGUUAAUGAACUCUGUAAAGAUUUCUGUAGUCGGUACAUUGCUUGUCUGAAGACAAAAAUGAACAGCGAGACCCUGUUGAGUGGGGAGCCUGGAAGUCCAUAUUCCCCUGUGCAAUCCCAGCAGAUUCAGAGUGCCAUCACAGGCACUCUCAGCCCCCAGGGAAUCGUGGUGCCAGCAUCAGCCCUGCAACAGGGGAAUGUAACCAUGGCGACAGUGGCAGGUGGCACAGUGUACCAGCCUGUCACCGUUGUCACUCCACAAGGCCAAGUGGUCACGCAGGCGUUAUCUCCUGGGACAAUUAGGAUCCAGAACUCACAGCUUCAGUUGCAGUUGAACCAAGACCUCAGCAUCUUGCAUCAAGAGGAUGGCUCCUCUAAGAACAAGAGGGGUGUCCUGCCGAAGCACGCCACCAACGUGAUGCGGUCCUGGCUCUUCCAGCACAUAGGGCAUCCAUACCCAACAGAGGAUGAGAAAAAACAGAUUGCUGCGCAGACAAACCUGACGCUGCUUCAAGUCAACAACUGGUUCAUCAAUGCCCGAAGACGAAUUCUCCAGCCAAUGUUGGAUUCCAGCUGUUCAGAGACUCCAAAAACCAAGAAAAAACCUGCUCAGAACAGGCCAGUUCAGAGGUUUUGGCCAGAUUCUCUUGCGUCAGGAGUGGCACAAGCAACACCCAGCGAGCUUGCCAUGUCAGAAGGUGCUGUCGUGACCAUCACCACACCUGUAAACAUGAACGUGGACAGCCUUCAGUCCCUGUCCUCAGACGGGGCCACCCUGGCCGUACAGCAGGUCAUGAUGGCGGGGCAGAGUGAGGACGAGUCGGUGGAUAGCACAGAGGAUGAGGGCAGCGCACUGGCGCCCACUCACAUCAGCGGGCUGGUGCUGGAGAACAGCGACUCCCUUCAGUAGGAAGCACCAAUGGGGCCAGCGUGCAGCUGGGACGCCAACGGACUCCUUACUGUUUGCACAGCAAACAUUUCACAGUUCUCUUUGUAACCUGUUUUAUAUGUAGAUAUAGAAGAGUGCACUUUUGUAUUUCACAGCGAGCUUCAAGACGUGUUUGCUGGUGCAGCAGCUUCCCUCAGAUGUGCGUGUGUGGGUUUUUAAUGCUAGAGAUGUGAGGAGUGGCCCCUGCCCCUUGAGUCCCUGAUGAGAUUAAGGAACAGUGCUGCCAUUUUCUAAAAAAUUAUGCAGUUGCAAUUGAGUUGUGUGGUUUACGGCAGGUCUGGGGCGGCGGCUGGUGCCGCCCACAGCUCUGAAAGAUGCCCUGCACUCGCGAGGGCUGCAGAGCGAGGACGCUGGCCCCGGUGGGCUGCGGGUGCCCACCACACACUUCAGUUCUCAGGCAGCAUUUGCCUGCUUCGUUUGCUAAUAUAGAGAAAGAAGCUCCUAUUUUUACCUUGCUGGGAUUAUUGGAUAAAAAGCUAUUUUUAUAAAUCAGUUAUUAAUUGGAUUAUGACUAUAUCGAGGAUAAAUUUCUAGAGAAACAACAGCACACGCUUGUCUUUCGAUUCGGAAUGUUCUGAAAGGCAGCCACCAUGCGUGGUGUCCUGCGCCCUGGCAGGGAGGGGGCUCAUCUCAGCUGCUAAAAGGAAACAACUGUCAAGUGAGCUUUUGACAUCUCCAGUUUCUGUUUGUAUGGGAUGCGCAGAUUGCGCUUUUACACUCGUUAGAGCACCUUACAGAGUGUGCUCUGUAGGACGGACGGUAAGUGAGGGCUCUGCCAUGCCUAGCUGGCUGCAGUUCCAUGGCUGCCUGGCUGUUAACUGGGUGGUGAUUUUAGAUUUUUUUUUUUUAGUUAAAACCUGUUAUCCAUAGAAUGUUUAUUAUAAACUAAUAUAAAGUGUGCUCUGCCCCACUGGCUCAGAGCUGGGGUAAACAGCAGACACCUGAACUGUUUUUCUUACUGGCAGACACCCGGAAGUGAGAACCGUGGAGGUCACAUGACGGUGGGCCCACUGAUGGCUCUCACUGUCACUCAACCUCCAGGGUCCUCCCCUCCGUUACCACUCCAGACUCAGGACAGUUUGGGGACUUCAUUUCCGAGAGUCAAGACAGAGCAGACUGUAGGCUGAGGUCUGGAGAUCUGGACGGCUUGGCCUGCGUUUGCUUGGGAAGCUCUAUCUUAGGGAACAAGCAUGCUGCUUCGAGCAUCUGUCUUCACCGUGGUCCUAGGCCCACCUGCUGAUAGGGACCAGCCAUGCUGUUGUCCAGGGGGCCGUGCCUUGGGCCCCAAGGGUGGUAACUGCUUAUGGACCAAGGUUACCUUAGGGGGACCUCUCUAGCUAAUUCACACUUUUUUUCUGGAAUGGUUCACCAUCCCUCCUCCCCCUAAAUGUCUUGAUUCUCUUCAGCCAUUGAGCACGCCUGGACAGCCAAGUAGUCAGCAAGAAAAAAAUGGGGGCUCCUUUUGAACCACUUCCGGCGCCUCCACUACAAAACCCAAGACAGCAAAAUAAACAAAACCCCAAAACUCACCAGCAGCUCCUUUGAGGAGAGAAUACUAUUCUAAGCAGCCUUUCCAUUACCUAGCCACAAGCUGCUUUAGUAGCUUAAGUCAGGCAGACAAAAGCCUGCGCCAUCAGCUGGCUAUAUUGGGUUUAGAGCAGAGAUACAUCACCCCGGUGAGCCCGGCAGAGGUCUGCUGCCCCCCCAACAAAGGAAGCAUGGCCUCUGCUGUGCUGGCUGGUGGCUGCUCUAACUGGGAUUCGAACCCCAUGAUCCAUCGUGUCCUUUCCAGUUGAAAUCCGCUUUCCUAAGCACUGAACUCUCACCUGCUAAAUCAGAGGAAUAUCAUGAAGAUCAUAAGAGAACCUGGGCAUGGUGACACACUCCUGUAAUCCCAACACUCAGGAACCUGAGACAGGAGGCAAGCCUGGGCUACUUAACUUGACCCUGUCUAAAAAAAAGAGAUUGUAAAAGAGCUGGCACAGGGUCAUGUCCUUCCACCUCUCUGUGCACAGAGAUGCUUUUAAGUGAUUCCUGAGAGGCGAGCCAUGCUGGCUCAUAGAGUUCCUGCCCAGCAGAUGUGGUGUCUGCCAGUUGCACCUUCGAGACACUGGCUUGCUGAGCGUCGUGGCAUGUGCCUGUAUACAAGCACUUAGGAGGCUGAAGCAGGAGGAUUGCUGCAAGGUCCAGUUGGCCUCUGGUGUGUAGUGAAACCUGGUCUCAAAAUAAAAAAAAAAAAACCACGAGCAAAUCUCCUGCUCGCCUGUCGUUGGCCAGUGGAGAAACCCUGAACGUCCGUCUCCUUUGAGCUUUGUUUAAAUGGUCGGAUUCUAGCAUUUGCUCCUGUUAAAGUCCUCCCACACAUUGGAGCCUUUUGAAUGUGUUCUGAGACCUCCAGUCAACCCGUGUCAUUCCUGCUGUUUGGCUGCCUAGCAGAAAUCUAAACUGGCUGACCCACCCAUCCAGUGGGUUCAAGUUUUCUGCUUUCUUGAGUCCAGAUUGUCAAAUAGAUGCAAUAUGCACCGUGACCCUUCCGUCUAGGGCUGACGGGCCACUGUGUAGCCUGCUGGGUGGCCAGUGCACCCGUGGAGGGCAGGGGGAGACUUGCUCCUCCCCCGUGGCUGGCAGGGAAACGCCCACCCUGAAGGCCCCUCCUGGAGAUGGUGACUGGAAACAGCAGGCUGCCUUCUUCAGUUAAGUUCUGUCUUUGAAACUGACAAUCUUUAAAAUGUGAAUACUGUAACAAUAUGUUUUCUUGGAUUGUUGUCUUUAAAAGGAUUUUUGUGAAGCAAUUGAUUUAUCAAAGAAAAAGAAAAUUAAAACCAGAAACACGC